Molecule: messenger RNA, 819 nt
Organism: Encephalitozoon cuniculi GB-M1
Lineage: Eukaryota; Fungi; Microsporidia; Unikaryonidae
Exons: 1
Coding region: 1-819 (272 amino acids)
Biological process (GO): COPII-coated vesicle budding; protein import into nucleus
Cellular component (GO): nuclear pore outer ring; COPII vesicle coat
Molecular function (GO): structural molecule activity; protein binding
Source: RefSeq, marked provisional
AUGGACAUCCACAAGGAUACUAUCCAUAGUAUCGAAACAGACUUCAGCCAGAAGAAGAUAGUCACGGCGUGCUCAGAUGGGAUGGUCCGUGUGUUCGCCAAGGGCUCGUCCGUCCCCCCCUACGAGCUGAAUUUGGAGCUAGAGCUGGACGGAGACUCCGGACCUGCGACGAAGGCCAUCUUUCUCAACCAGGGCGAGUUCAUUGCAUCGUCAUACUUCAGUGGGAAGGUCAUCAUCUGGAAAUACGAGGGAGGGAGGUUCAACAAAAAGAGCGAGAGGCAGAUUCUCAGCGGAUCUGUAAACGACAUCUCCGGAAGGUGGAAUGGAAGCUCGUUCACCCUGUUCUGUGCAUGCUCCGAUGGAACUGUCAGGAUCUUGGACAUUGACUCUUCCUUCAAUACAACAGAAUCGGAAGUCUUCUGUCAUCGAUUUGGGGUUUCAUCUGUUAGUGCCACUGAGAGCGGGUUUGUAAGCGGGGGAAUGGACUACUCGGUGGCCGUGUGGGACGGCACCUCAGAGGCUGCAAGGUUCAGAGACCACAAGGGAUUUGUGAGGGAUGUUGCUGCCUGUCCAGCAAACUCUUUCAAGCUGUUUUGCAUGGCAAGCUGCUCGGAGGACGGAACCGUAGUCAUCUACACCAAGAGGGGAGAGGAAUAUGAAUCACAGAAGAUAACCCUGGAGGAGCCAUGCUACAGCCUCUCGUGGAGCUUUUCGGGAUUCAGCCUUAGUGUUGGAUAUGGAAGCUCGAAGUUCAAGUGCUUCGUUCCCGACGGCAGCGGAAAGUUCAAGGAGGUGGGGCUUAAGAAGGUUGAGAGCUGA